Messenger RNA from Chrysochloris asiatica (Cape golden mole), 342 nucleotides. RefSeq names its product mitochondrial ribosomal protein L53 (gene MRPL53). Bases 1 to 342 code for a protein of 113 amino acids. NCBI's taxonomy places the organism in Eukaryota, Metazoa, Chordata, Mammalia, Afrosoricida, Chrysochloridae. The record is from RefSeq and is a predicted model, not a curated record. The transcript is spliced from 3 exons. Gene Ontology annotation, cellular component: mitochondrial large ribosomal subunit.
AUGGCGGCGGUCUUGGCUCGGCUCGGGCUCCGUUCGGUCAAAGAGAUUCGUGUUCAGUUUUGCCCCUUCGAGAAGAACGUGGAGUCAACGAGGACCUUCCUCCAGGCGGUGAGCAGCGAGAAGGUCCGCUCCACCAACCUCAAAUGCUCGGUGAUUGCGGACGUGAGACACAACGGCUCCGAACCUUGCGUGGACGUGUUGUUCGGAGACGGACACCGUCUGAUUAUGCGCGGUUUCCACCUCACCGCUCGGGAAAUGCUCACCGCCUUCGCCUCCCAAAUCCAGGCCCGGAGUGCGGCCGGAAGCGGGGACCAGCCGGCUGCUGGUACCGGCCGGGACUGA